This is a messenger RNA of Trichoplax adhaerens, 4584 nucleotides long. RefSeq lists its product as uncharacterized. The record is from RefSeq and is a predicted model, not a curated record. Gene Ontology annotation, molecular function: metallopeptidase activity. The coding region runs from base 1 to 4584 and encodes 1527 amino acids. The transcript is spliced from 4 exons. NCBI's taxonomy places the organism in Eukaryota, Metazoa, Placozoa, Uniplacotomia, Trichoplacea, Trichoplacidae.
AUGAGAUCUAUUUUACUCUUUUAUAUAGUUAUCACUAUAAUUUCUUUAUACGUUAUCAAGCCUGCUAAGACUACAUCGGCCCGUCUACGGUGUGGUAUAUCAUUAGAUAAAAGGAAAGAAGAUUAUAUUCAUUCUCGAUAUCCUCGACAUACACCGAUCCAUCAGCCAGUACAAGAUGAUGGAGCGCUCUAUUUCAAUGGUAAGGAUACUAUUCAAUUGCCAAUUGAAAGUAUAGAAAUAAGUCGUGGCUUCAGUAUUGAAUUUUGGAUUAAAGUAGAGGGUGGACAACACGCCAAUACUAUUAUCGUUGGGCUUUAUGAUCGUUGUUUCUUAAGGUAUCAAAGUUUAAUAAUUGGAUUAAAGAACAGGAAUCAACAUCGACAGUCUACUCUAUAUUACUCAUUGCAAACAGAUAGUUUCAAUUCAAUGAGUACUAUUGAAGGGCCCACAACUGUCACUAUUGGAAAAUGGCUCCAUGUCGCUGCAACCUAUAACCAAAAAAAAAUGCAGCUUUAUAUUAAUGGAGCACGAAUGGGCACUGAUACACGACAAAAGGGCCAAUUAUUGGCUAAUCACUCAGCACUAUGCCGAGCUAUUUAUAUUGGAGGCGGUCAUGGUGAUGGACAACAAAAUAAUGGCACCGAUGACAACUUUAAUCAAUAUUACCGUGGCAAAUCAUUUGAUGGUAUCGUCCGUUGGACAACACCAAAAUUAAAUAAACCUAAAAGAAUCCAUUCUACACGCCAUGAAAGUUAUCAUCAAAUUGAAAUUUAUCCACCGCCAUGUGGUUUAACAUUAUGUGAUAAUCAUGAAAUUAUCAAGACUUAUUUGGCUCACUAUCCUGAUUGGCAACAUACGCCUAAGUUGGUACAAUAUCGCCUAAUUAAUAUCUACAACGAUGAUGGCAGUAAUCCACUAGUAACUCAACAACAGAUACAACGGCAACACCAAUACCUACUGAAUCAUUUUGCACCUUAUGGGAUCCAGUGGAAACUUCAUGAACAUAAAAUAUAUAAUACAACAUUGAGACAGCGCCAUGUCUUGGUCGGUUGUAAAUCGAGCAUGAUUGCUGAUGAUAUUUGCCAAGAAGAAUGCAAUAGUGUCAUUACUGGCUAUGAUGGUGGCGAUUGUUUAUCAGGUUCACAACAUCAAAUUGAUGAAUUAUGUGAUAGCAAUAACAUUGGAAAUGGAAUCUGUGAUAAUCAAUGCAACUAUCGGCAUUAUAAUUGGGAUGAUGGCGAUUGUUGUCUUCUCAACUCAAUCUCAACAGCUACCACUACUACAAGCAAUUGUGUUGAUCCCGAUUCUCCUCACCGGAAUUAUCUGUCAGUUGAAGAAUAUAAAAAUACUAUUAAUUUAACCAAUGAAAAUUAUUUAAAUAUCUACUUUGGACAUUGGACAUGGGAAGAUUUACUCGGUAUUGCUACUUUUCCAUGGGAACGCCAUGUCAAAACCUUGCUAGGUGGAACAAUCUUGAAAGCAACCCAUUAUGGUCAUACUGGUCACUUAGAUAUUAUGAUUCAUGAAAUUGGCCAUAACUUAGGUUUAUGGCAUGUUCAUCAUGGUAUAUCGGAAAUGAAAUGUAGUGAUCCAUGCUACGAACGUUAUCCAUCGAUGGAAUUAGGUGAUUUAUGCUCUGAUACGGCACCUACACCGCUUAAUAAUUUAUGCCUAUCCCCUCUAUCUCGCGAUGAUGCAUGCUAUGAUCAUUUAAAGUAUAAUAAUACGCCGUAUCGUAAUUUUAUGAGUUAUUCUAACGGAUCGUGCUUGCAUAAAACUUUUACACCACAACAAGUAGCUCGUAUGCAUUGCUAUAUUGAUCAACAUUAUACUUCUUGGUUGGUUGAUGAUGAUCCAGCACCUUCGAUUAUUCCAAUUCCACCGCAAAUACUAUCUAACGAUCAUCAACAAUUACAAAUUGCGUGGAUAUCACCGUUGCGUGAUCAACGCCAUCAAGUAUGCGAAUAUUGUCAUGCCAAUGGAGCUCUAGUUCAAUUUGCAACUAAAGUAUCAUCACCAUUUACUUAUCGUACAACUGGUAUGAAUAUUUGGUCGCCUGAAGAAGCCUUAAAAGGUUCGCCCGAUGCUAAAGCAUGUGAAUAUGAUAGGUAUGCAUGGAUUGCACAUGAAUAUUGCAAUAGUACAUGUUAUGUCGAGGUCGGUUUUGAUCAGUUGAUUGUUGGACGCCAAUUAAAAAUAUGGGUUACUGGUAAUUAUAAAAGUGCUCGCGCUUUACAUGAUAUUAUAUUAUAUUAUCAAGAUGGGAGCAAAGAAUCAUUAGGAAGUCAAGCGGUCCAAUGCGAUCAGCCAUUUACUACACCUUUAUGGUCAAGUAAGAUACUAACGCAUUUAAAGAUUUACAUUUCUCAUCCUGAUGUAGGUAUCGAUUCCGUCCAACUAACUUCAUCGCAACAUCAUAGCGUUUGUGAUCAUUGCCAACCGCUAACUUAUCGUGUUCAUCGCCAACCACCAUUUUAUUCAAAUCAAUCGUCGAUGAUAACAACUACAACUCAUUUUCUAGAUUUAUGGACGAAGCCAUCGGUUAAUUAUAUCUAUACUGUCCAAGCUAUUAGUAAUAACCGAACUGGACCUCUAUCAUCACCUUUGCGUUAUUUCUUCAAAGAAGGCUUUUGUGGCAAUGGUAUAAUUGAAAAUGAUGAAAGUUGCGAUGACGGUAAUCGGCAUGAUGGUGAUGGUUGUAAUCUUCGUUGUCAAGUUGAAGAAUUUUUUCAUUGUCAGCAUCAACCGAGUCUUUGCUAUUAUCACCUGAAUGAUGAUAUAUGUGAAGAAUUUGAGGAGAGAGUUAGUCCUCAUGAUUGUGGAUUUUAUACACCGAAAGGAUUUCGUGAUCAAUGGGCUUCUCAUGCUGUUGCAAAUCCCGAAUUUCAAGGAGAAAAAUGUAGCGAUUUUGAAACAUUAUUAUUAGGACCUCCAUCUGCUGAUCAAAAAUGUACAUCUAAUCUGGAUAUGAAAUCGUUUUGGCAAGAACUUCCUGUAGCUUGGUAUCCAUGCGGUCAUCAUUAUGAAGAUGCAAAUUUUUGGAUUCAAGUAAGCUUCCAGCGUUCAGUUGUUGCAUCAUCAGUGUUGAUCUAUUUAGCUACAGAUGGCAAUAUCGUAUUAUAUACUAAAAGAGUAAGGAUAUAUGUUCAACUAAUCGAUACAGAAGAUAACGUUCACGAAAUUACACCUAAUGGUAUCUUGGCAUCAUGCAAUUCUAAUCCUUUAACGAUAUCAGUAAUGCACGACAUGACUAAAGCCUUUUAUUAUGUUAAAGCAGUUAAUAUCUCCUUCACAUCAUACGAACUUGCUAUUUCAGCAGUUCGGCUACGGUCUCUUACAGCUACAGAAUCAUUUUCAGCUCAUCAGUGCGGUAAAAACGAAUAUUACAAUCCAAAAACGCAACGAUGUUAUAAAUAUCCUUGUGAUCGAGUUCAUUGUGGGGUGUACAUGACUAAAACAGCUCAUGCCAACUGUUCAUCAAACUUUGAAGGUGCAACUUGUAAUGUUACAUGCUAUCAUGGAUAUACUAGCUUAAAUGGUCCUUCUUAUGAGAUUCAAUGCAUUCAAGGCCAAUGGGUUGAUCAAGAUUAUUCCUGCAGACCAAUUGAUUGUGGAAAACCGCCUAAUGUUGAAUAUGCUAUAACAGCCUGCCCCGAUGGUACAAGAGCUGGAAAGGUAUGCACAUAUAAAUGUAAAUCACCCGCUAGGAUGGUCGGUAAAAAUAAUUCACUAACUUGCACACCACAAGGAUAUUGGACACUUCCUCAAUCUUACUGCUAUUUAACAUGUAAUCCACCACAGCAGCCGGCUAAUUCCGUUAAUUUUCGUUGUAUGAAUGCAAACUACCGUCGAAAUAAAUUGUUUCAAAUUGGUCGUUAUAAUAUUGGUAGUUAUUGCAAGUUUCAUUGCUCUAAAGGUUAUGAGUCUAUUAAUCAGUAUGGCUUGAAGAGUGUACUAUCAAGAACUGUAUGCAGUUGGAGUGGUCAGUGGGAAGAUGCUCGAUGUAUUCCGAUUACUUGCCCACCUCCACCACUACUUCAACAUGGUAGUUAUAACUGUAAAGGAACAACUUAUAAUUCAACAUGUUCUAGAACAUGCUUGGAUGGAAGCCAUAAGAACGGUGGUCAUAACGUUAUUACUUGUGGUAGCGAUCGAAAAUGGCAUGGUGUUGUAGACCACUGUCCAGUACCAACACAAAUAUGUGCAAAACCCAAUUUAUCAUCAAAUAUGGAUGUUACUUGCUCAAAUGGCCAUGCUAUUGGUCAAAGUUGUAGGAUUACAUGUAAAACAAAUGAAGAAACGCCUAACCAUCAGCAAAUUACUUGUUCAUCAAAACAGAUAUGGCAACCAGCGUUAUCGCAAUUAAAAUGUAACGUAAGAUGUCUAUCAGAAUACUAUAAUGAUGGAUGGUGCGAUUUGGAAAAUAAUCGUGAGGAAUGCCAGUAUGAUGGAGGUGAUUGCUGUAAGUCAACAUCAAUAGAAGGCAUAGUAGAGUAUAUGAUGGAAGAUUAUUGCAGCAGUGAGCCAGUACCAACUGAAUGCAAUUGCCUCGAUCCAAAAGCAGCAGAAAAUAAAAAUGUAUAG